CAAACAUCGAGUAGGCUACGCGUCUCGAAGCCUACUGGAUCGGUCCUCGCUCCGUUCGCUCGAUAACAAAAUAACGACACAAACACAAACGCAAUCGCUUCCAAACGAAACUCCAAACGCAUAUCCGAUCGCUGCUCGCAAGUCACACUCGAAUCGCACGGGAAAACGAUGGAUAAGGAGAAAGACGCGCUCGGCUUUCCAGCAAACCGCCGUUAGGGAAAAAUGGUGCGGUCUCGCGACUUCCUAUCCGUAUAAAAAUGAUAAUGACGACGGCGUUUUAGCCAGAUUUGUUCCGGUCACAAUUCGGAAUCGUUCGCUGAGAAAUUCUAUUUUCGAUAGUUUCGUCAAAAUGUGCUUUUGUGCCGCCGGCGGGUUCUCUGCAGCUUGCAGGAAAAAGCGGAGGUGGUUCCGAUGUGCUGUUGUUUCGAUUGUGUUUUGUUUUUGUUUGGGCGCCGCCUCAGCGGGAAAUCAUACGAGGAAUAAGCGCGAAAGUUUCACGGAAAGUUUGGAAGUGUAUCUGAUGAACUACGGCUACAUGGAGAAAUCGAAAGAUGGCGCGUUCGCCCUGCGAACGGAGGAGUCCGUGCAAAAUUCCCUGCGGGAUUUACAGGAAUUCGCCGGGCUGCCGGUCACGGGCCGGCUCGACAACAGGACCUUGCAGUUGCUGGGCAGGCCGAGGUGCGGCAUGCCCGACAGGACUUACAAGUCCAGGAGGCGCCGGUUCACCAUACACGGCUCCAAGUGGCCCUACACCGAUCUCACCUGGAGCGUGAGAACGAAAUCAGUGAACAAUUUAAAUCACUACGAUGUCCGAUAUGUCAUCUCGAAGGCUUUGGAGGUAUGGUCGAAGCAUUCCAAGUUAACGUUCACCGAAGUGGACAGCGACAAGGCCGACAUACUCAUCUAUUUCCACAGGGGCGCGCACGGCGACAGUUUUCCGUUCGACGGGCCGGGAAAGGUUCUCGCUCACGCUUUCUUCCCCACGGGAGUCAAAUCGAGCGUCGAGGUGCACUUCGACGCCGACGAGAAAUGGACGACUUCGGUGGAAAAUGAGGACGGGACAAAUCUCUUUAAUGUAGCCGCCCACGAAAUCGGGCAUUCGCUGGGACUUUCGCAUUCCAACGUCGAAGAUGCCCUAAUGUAUCCUUGGUACAAAGAAAUCGAAGACGGUUUCAAUUACGAAUUGCCCGAAGACGACAAGCAAGCCAUACAAGUCUUGUAUGGUUCACCGGAUUACCGCAGCAAAUGGGCGAAAAACCCCCGGUUCCAUCACACCACCACAACCACAACCACCACCACCACCACCACAGCGAGACCGAGAGCGGUCACGCACCGCCCGAAGCGCCCCCACGAACCGCGCUUCCCCUUCAACCACCCCUCGCCCAAACCCAUGAACCCCAACAAAAAACACACCACGACCGUCUUCAACCACCAGCCCGACUGGAGGAAACACAAACACCCCGAUCGGCGGUACCCCACUCGGACGCCUUACAGGCCGCCGGAGACGUACCCGCCGAGGUUCCCCCUUCGAACGCCGCCGCCCAGGACGCGGACGUACCCGCCCAGGACGAACCCGCCGCCCACCUACUACCCCCCGAGGGUGCCGCUGUACCCCGAGAGACCCGCCACCUCCACGGGGAACCCUUACACGGAGACCACUGCAGCUCCGCCGGCCACUUGCGAUACCAGUUACGAUGCUAUUUCUGUUAUCAGGCGCGAUGUUUUCAUAUUCAAAGAUGCGUACUUCUGGAGAAUAGGAGAGACUGGGUUGAUGCCCGGAUAUCCGGCUUUAAUAAGGAGACUUUGGUACGGAUUGCCUAGUACUCUUACGCACGUUGAUGCCGUUUACGAGCGAACUGAUGGUAGAAUUGUGUUCUUUAUCGAUGAUAAGUAUUACGUGUUCCUGGAUAAUCACGUGGAAAAUGGUUACCCGAAACCGCUGACUCAUUUAGGAAUUCCUCGGGAGAUUACCCACAUCGAUGGUGCAAUGGUGUGGGGCCACAACACCAAAACGUACUUCUACAGCGGCAAUUUAUAUUGGAGAUUCGACGAGGAUGUACAAAAAGUGGAAUUGGACUAUCCCAGGGACAUGUCGAUGUGGAAGGGCGUCGGGCCCGAUAUCGACGCCGUGUUCCAAUGGAAGGACGGCAAAACUUACUUCUUCAAGGGCAAAGGGUUCUGGAAAUUCAACGAUUACUACAUGCGCGUGGAGCACAAAGAACCGAAGCCGUCGGCGCCGUUCUGGAUGGGCUGCGGCACGAAUUUGAAUUCCACCACCACGGGAUACGGACAGACCGAGUCCAGUUCGAGAUAUAGCCCGUCGAUCGGCGAAAAAAUGCCGUAUAAAUCUUCGUCAAACAGUUUGAGUUCGAUCGGCGUUUGCGCGGCCGUCAUCCUCGGCGCGUUUCUUGGUAAAUGCUUAUAAUUGGAUUUGAUAUUUUUGUAAUAGACUUGGCAACUUUUCGCAUGAAGCUUUUAUCUCGGAAACGUAAAGGACAUUCGCGCUCGCUAGGCAAUGACGUCAUUUUUAGACGACGUCGUU
Phyllotreta striolata is the source of this 2542-nucleotide messenger RNA. The record is from the annotation of a GenBank genome assembly. NCBI's taxonomy places the organism in Eukaryota, Metazoa, Arthropoda, Insecta, Coleoptera, Chrysomelidae.